Messenger RNA from Gamsiella multidivaricata, 1128 nucleotides. Its product is annotated as isocitrate dehydrogenase, NAD-dependent. The transcript has 4 exons. The record is from RefSeq and is a predicted model, not a curated record. Lineage: Eukaryota; Fungi; Mortierellomycota; Mortierellomycetes; Mortierellales; Mortierellaceae. Gene Ontology annotation, molecular function: isocitrate dehydrogenase (NAD+) activity; NAD binding; magnesium ion binding. Gene Ontology annotation, cellular component: mitochondrion. Bases 1 to 1128 code for a protein of 375 amino acids. Gene Ontology annotation, biological process: tricarboxylic acid cycle; isocitrate metabolic process.
AUGUUGCGCACGAUCGCCCUCUCUAAGCCCCUCGCUGCUACCCUCAGCAAGAUGGGUCCCCGUGCUAUGAGCACUUCCACCAUCGUGCCUCAGGUUCAGGAUGUCCCUUGCUCCAAGCUUGGAGGUCGCUACACCGUCACCUUGAUCCCCGGAGAUGGUAUCGGUCAGGAGACUGCCGCGGCCGUCAAGACCAUUUUCAAGGCCGCCAAUGUGCCUGUCGACUGGGAGCAGUUUGAUGUCUCUGGAUACACCUCUGCUGAUGACACGACUUUCAAGCAGUCUGUCGAGUCUUUGAGACGCAACAAGGUUGGUCUCAAGGGUAUUCUCUACACCCCUGUUUCCUCUCUCGGUCACUCUUCCUUCAACGUCACCAUCCGCAAGGAUCUGGACAUGUACGCCUCCUUGGUUGUCUGCAAAAACAUUCCCGGCUACCCCACUCGCCACGAGAAUGUUGACUUUGCCAUCAUCCGUGAGAACACUGAGGGAGAGUAUUCUGGUCUUGAGCACCAGUCUUACCCUGGAGUCGUUGAGUCGCUCAAGGUCAUCACCCGCACCAAGUCUGAGCGCAUUGCCCGCUUUGCGUUCGACUUUGCCCUCCGCAAUAACCGCAAGAAGGUGACCUGCAUCCACAAGGCCAACAUCAUGAAGUUGGCUGACGGUCUCUUCUUGAACACCUGCCGUGAGGUCUCAAAGGAGUAUGCUAGCUCUGGCAUCAAGUUUGACGACAUGAUUGUCGACAAUGCCUCGAUGCAGCUUGUUUCGAGGCCCCAGCAGUUCGAUGUCAUGGUUAUGCCCAACUUGUACGGAAACAUUGUCUCGAACGUCGGUGCUGGUCUCGUCGGCGGACCCGGUAUUGUUCCCGGAUGCAACAUUGGUCGCGAGUAUGCCAUGUUCGAGCCUGGCUGCCGUCACGUCGGAAAGGACAUUCAGGGACGCAACACUGCCAACCCCUCGGCCAUGGUCCUCUCGUCCGUUAUGAUGCUCCGUCACCUCGGCCUGGAUGACCAUGCCAACAAGAUUGCCAACGCUGUGUCGAAGACCAUCAUGAGCGGUGCUGUCAAGACCCCUGACAUGGGCGGUUCCAGCACCACAACCGACUUUACGUUCGCCAUCAUCUCGAACCUGUAA